UCAAAAUGUUACACUUCUUAUCUUAUUUCUUCCUAAUCUCUCUUUUCCUCUACAACAAUUGCAUUGCGCAUCACUACACAUUCAUUGUUAAGGAAGCUCCAUAUACAAAACUGUGUAGCACAAAGAAGAUUUUAACCGUUAAUGGUCUGUUUCCGGGACCGGUUUUAAAAGCUUACAAAGGAGACACCAUCUAUGUUACCGUUCGUAACCAAGCUAGCGAAAAUAUUACAAUGCAUUGGCAUGGUGUAGAGCAGCCGAGAAACCCGUGGUCAGAUGGUCCUGAAUACAUAACACAAUGCCCGAUUCGACCCGGGUCAGAAUUUACCUACAAAGUCAUAUUUUCCAUUGAAGACACGACAGUUUGGUGGCACGCGCAUAGCUCUUGGACACGUGCCACCGUACACGGUCUUAUUUUCAUAUAUCCCUGGCUCCCGGAAUCUCUCCCUUUUCUAAAGGCGGACCAUGAAGUCCCCUUAAUUUUGGGAGAGUGGUGGAAGCAGGAUGUGAGAGAGGUGGUGGAGGAGUUCAUAAGGACCGGAGGUGCUCCUAAUGUGUCUGAUGCUUUGACCAUCAAUGGACAUCCUGGUUUCUUGUAUCCUUGCUCUAAAUCAGAUACAUUCCAUCUCUUGGUAGAAGAGGGCAAAACCUAUCGCAUUAGGAUGGUAAACGCCGCGGUGAACCUUAUUCUCUUUUUCGCAAUCGCAAAUCACAACCUCACCGUGGUUGGGGCUGAUGGACACUACACAAAGCCUUUGAACGCUACUUAUAUAACCAUAUCCCCUGGUGAAACACUAGACUUGUUACUCAAAGCCGACCAAAACCCGAAAAAUACUUAUUACAUGGCGGCCAGAGCUUACCAAACGGGAAAUAUCGAAUUCAACAACUCAACCACUAUUGGAGUCUUGCGUUACAUCUCUUCAUCCAAAGCCGAAACGUUAAUGUUUUCAGGAAUUUACCCAAACCUUCCUUUUUACAAUGACACAUCCGCAGCUUUCGGCUUCUUUACCAAGAUCAAAAGCCUAUACUCAGGACAAGCUCCACCUCUUGUCUCGCGUAGGAUAGUCACGACGAUAUCAAUAAAUCUUCUCAGGUGUCCCCAAAACUCAUGUGCAGGUCCAAAUGGGUCAAGAUUAGCAGCCAGUAUGAACAACAUAUCAUUUGUCACACCUAGUCACGUGGACAUACUAAAAGCCUAUUACCUUCACAUUAAAGGCGUCUACGGGACGCGAUUUCCGGACAUUCCACCGUAUAUUUUCAAUUUCACCGCGGAAAACCAACCGCUAUUUUUACAAACCCCGAGGCUCGCGACCGAGGUAAAGGUUCUUGAGUUUGGGGAAGUGGUUGAGCUUGUUAUUCAAGGGACUAGUUUAGUUGGUGGUGGACUUGAUCAUCCUAUGCAUCUCCAUGGUUUUAGCUUCCAUGUUGUUGGAGUAGGGUUUGGGAAUUAUAACACAAGUGAUGAAGAUCCAUCCUCAACGUAUAAUCUCGACGACCCACCGUAUAAAAAUACAAUGACCGUGCCUAGGAAUGGUUGGAUCGCUAUUAGAUUCGCAGCUAUUAAUCCCGGGGUUUGGUUCAUGCACUGUCACUUCGAUAGACAUCAAACUUGGGGUAUGAAUGUUGUGUUCAUUGUUAAGAAUGGAAUAUGGCCAAAUCAGCAGCUUCUGCCUCCACCAGAUGAUCUGCCGCCUUGUCACUAAUAAUUUUAAUGUUACCAAUAUGCAAAUCAUUUGUGUUAUAUUGUAUUGUAUUUGUAUUGAUGUAAUAAAACUAGAUUUACUAAAACAGAACCCUGAUUUGUUUUUCUGAAAAUUA
Messenger RNA from Capsella rubella, 1815 nucleotides. Its product is annotated as laccase-15. Gene Ontology annotation, cellular component: apoplast. The record is from RefSeq and is a predicted model, not a curated record. Bases 6 to 1700 code for a protein of 564 amino acids. Gene Ontology annotation, biological process: lignin catabolic process. Gene Ontology annotation, molecular function: hydroquinone:oxygen oxidoreductase activity; copper ion binding. NCBI's taxonomy places the organism in Eukaryota, Viridiplantae, Streptophyta, Magnoliopsida, Brassicales, Brassicaceae. The transcript has 6 exons.